This is a messenger RNA of Betta splendens (Siamese fighting fish), 1447 nucleotides long. It is a transcript of the gene pfdn2, whose product is annotated as prefoldin subunit 2. Gene Ontology annotation, cellular component: cytoplasm; prefoldin complex. The coding region runs from base 80 to 565 and encodes 161 amino acids. NCBI's taxonomy places the organism in Eukaryota, Metazoa, Chordata, Actinopteri, Anabantiformes, Osphronemidae. Gene Ontology annotation, molecular function: protein folding chaperone. The record is from RefSeq and is a predicted model, not a curated record. Gene Ontology annotation, biological process: protein folding. The transcript is spliced from 4 exons.
UUGCAUUUCUUCACAGGCGAUCGCCGCAGGCAGCUCUGCACAUCCAUCCCGGGGUCCUUCUCAGCAACACCCUUCCAAGAUGGCAGCCAACAGUAGCAGCACGGGUGGCAAGUCUAGCAACAGCGCUGGAGGAAAACAGUCCGGCCCUACAGCCGAACAGGUUGUAGCAACGUUUCAGAGGAUGCGUCAGGAACAGCGCAGUAUGGCCUCUAAAGCUGCAGAGUUGGAGAUGGACAUUAAUGAGCACAGCUUAGUAAUUGACACCCUAAAAGAUGUGGAUGCUUCAAGGAAAUGUUUUCGUCUUGUCGGAGGAGUUCUGGUGGAGAGGACUGUAAAAGAAGUUCUCCCAGCCUUGGAAAACAACAAAGAACAGAUCUCCAAAAUAGUGGAGUCCCUCAACACACAGAUGCAGGCAAAGGGACGGGAACUCACGGAGUACAGAGAACGUUACAACAUCCGGCUGGUGGGAGAGGGUGAAAAAGAGACACAAGGCCAGCAGGCAGCAUCCUCCAGGGACAGUGAAGGUGGUGGAUCUAAAAGCGCUGCUGGUGUUUUAGUUUCAUAGUUUCUAAUAACAUAUGCCGAUGGUAGGGUCUUACAAUUUCUGCAGAACAUAGUUGGAGUCACUAAAUCUAGGUUCAACAACUGAAUUCUCUACAUUUGUUAUUGAAAUCAUUGCUGUCAUGCAUUCAAACAUUGCUCUACUUACAUCUGAAUGCUUGUUUAAAAAAAUGUUUUACAUUUGCCUUUAACUCAAAAUGACUUUCUUUCCUUUGAUAAAAGUGUUGUAAAUUCAAUUCAACCAUUUAUUUUUUUUUAUUUAGACUCAUUUAUAUAUAAUUAAAUAUAAAUUGUUUCAGACUACAGGAUAUAUUUUUCGUCAUGUAUGAUGUAGUUUUCAGGGGAAUGAUGUCAAACUAAUUUCACGACCAGGCACAACCAAUGCAUUCACACAGUCAACAUAUGAAUAAUAAAUCAUCGUAACAACUGAAAAAUGUUGAAAAGUAAGAGCGGGUAUCCUGAGGCCCUGGAGUAUCUGUUGCUAAUACAGGAGUAUAGGUGGAUUACAUUUGGAAAACAUGGUAUUAGCUUGAUGACGCAAUUAUACUGUAAAUGUGGUACUGUUUGAAUUUGUUUUCUUCAUUCACUCUCCUACAGAAUCCUUUUUUCCACAACUCCAAAACUUUUUUUCACAUAGAAGCCACAGUAAGGCUGCUGAAGUGAGUGAGCCUUUUGUUGAGUGUUUACCCAAGAUUGAAGGUGACUCCACCGCACGGUCAAUAAAACCCUGUCAAUUAAAACUCGUCAUUUUGAUUUGUAGCUUCCGUCUAAGGUUGAAGUGGCAAAUAGCCAAAACUAAAGGAAGGCCUCUUAGGAGCUGAUCUAUACUGUCCACAGGGACGAGAAUGUUUUUGUCAAUAGUUAAGAAUUAAAGAUUGUGACAGUU